GCUCCCGGACACUUUCAGCCGCUGGACCAGGAAGCGUGCAUGCGCGACAUUGAAGAGCAGUGAUGUACAGAAGAGCGUUAUUUUCUCUUUCUCAGGGCAGAACAGCGUUAAAUCACGCGCAUGACCCGAGGCUGCGUCCCCCGAAAUGUACGGACAGAGUUUCCGCUUCCGGUUUGAGGGCUCCUUGUCUACUGAACCACAGGGCGUUUGGGACGAGUGGAGUAAGUCUGUGUGAGAAGAAGAAAGAUGGAGAGAAGACUGAGGAGCUGCAGGUGGAGUCCAGGACGAGGGACGAUGUCGAGGAACACAAGUGUGAGGUGAAGGUCAGAGAGUUGGAGAAGAGUGAUGAACCCUCAGUGAAGGCAACGUGUGAAGAAACAGCAGGGGGAAAAGAGACCAGACCCGAGGCUACGAGCGAGAACACGAGACCAGCGGCGGAGCAGAAGGCGGAGGAGAAGACGGGAAAACAGGGUCUCCUGGAGCUGCUCGGGGCCAUGAAGGUGGACACGACCACCAGAACCAAGCUGAAGUCCCUCAGGAAGGUGACGAGUGGACAGGACAGUGCGGUGAAGGUGAAGAGAGCGGCGAUGGAGAGCACGAGCAGCAUGUUCCAGCAAGCUACAACAUCGCAGAGUGAGUCUCUGAGUCCUGAGCUGGCUGCUGCUGUCUCUGCCGCUGCGUCCACGCUUCCUGAUCGCUCUCGAGCCGAAUCUGACCUCCUGAAGCAGCUGCGCAAACACGAAGCCGUGUCCGAGGAGACGAGACGAGCCGAGACGCAGGACAUCGGGAACAUCAUCGCUGACAUGAAAGUGGGGAAGAAGCCAAUUGGCAGAUUGAACAGCCGGCCAGCCAAUCAGAUUCGGUUUGAUGAUGAUGGGCGGGGCUAUACACACGACCGCGGCAUCACGGGAGAGCUGGCUGAAAUCCGCCGGAGGAAUUCAGCUUUUACUGCAAAGAGGCUGAACAUCUUCAGUGCUGCGGAUCAGGACACACAAACCGAUCUGGCUCCAGGCCCCUCCCUCUGGGACGCUGAUUUAGCCAAUCAGAUCGUCCGGGCAGUGAAUCAGAAACCUCGUAACGGGUUCGAGGAAAUGAUCCAGUGGACGAGGGAAGGAAAACUGUGGCAGUAUCCCAUCAGCAACGAGGCAGGAAUGGAGGAGGAAGCGAAGGUGCCGUUCCACGAGCACGUCUUCCUGCAGCGCCACCUGGAGGACGGUUUUCCUCAGCAUGGCCCCGUCAGACACUUCAUGGAACUGGUGGUCACCGGACUGUCCAAGAACCACCAUCUGACCAUCAGCCAGAAGCUGGAGCACAUCGCCUGGUUCCGGGACUACUUCCUGCAGAAACAGGAAAUCCUCAGCGAGGCCGAGGCGUGACCCGUCCAGACGAGGACUACACCGCGUAAACAGGGAAACGUCCACGGCGUCCUGCUUCUCUCACGUCUCACACGCAGCUGAACUGGAGGCUACACACUUCCACUACCUGUUAGCUGCAUUACCCUCGUAGCUUCAGCGCAAAACUACAGAAGGAAAACUUUAGUCUCGGCUGAUUAACACGUGGACAGUUUAUUCUGCACUGGACGUCACUGUGUGUGUGUGUAAUAAUUACAGAACAGAGCGCUAACACACUCGGCUCAUCAUGACGUCAUUAUAAACACGCUUCAUGUGGGAUAAAGGAACGUUUCUGAUUAAUGAUUUCUUACAGACGAGUCCAAACUCCGUGUGUAUAAAGUUAUUCCGGUUAAUUUUAGUGCACUGUGUUUAUGGUGUAAUGCACCUGAAUAAAUAAAAAAAUAAAAGCUGCUUCACCUCCAUCACUAUUAAAGGAUUCGUCUGAUGACACAAAAGU
Pangasianodon hypophthalmus (striped catfish) is the source of this 1848-nucleotide messenger RNA. RefSeq names its product mitochondrial ribosomal protein S31 (gene mrps31). The record is from RefSeq and is a predicted model, not a curated record. Gene Ontology annotation, molecular function: structural constituent of ribosome. Gene Ontology annotation, cellular component: mitochondrial small ribosomal subunit. The transcript has 7 exons. The coding region runs from base 63 to 1376 and encodes 437 amino acids. Lineage: Eukaryota; Metazoa; Chordata; Actinopteri; Siluriformes; Pangasiidae.